Molecule: messenger RNA, 2154 nt
Organism: Aspergillus wentii DTO 134E9
Lineage: Eukaryota; Fungi; Ascomycota; Eurotiomycetes; Eurotiales; Aspergillaceae
Exons: 5
Coding region: 25-2127 (700 amino acids)
Biological process (GO): positive regulation of transcription from RNA polymerase II promoter by galactose; DNA-templated transcription
Cellular component (GO): nucleus
Molecular function (GO): zinc ion binding; DNA-binding transcription factor activity, RNA polymerase II-specific; RNA polymerase II cis-regulatory region sequence-specific DNA binding
Source: RefSeq, a predicted model, not a curated record
CACUCACUGUCGCUCUGAACGAAAAUGGAUGCUGAACCAUCUCCCAAACGCAGACGUGUCGCUCUGGCGUGCACGUCCUGUCGAGAGCGAAAGGUCCGGUGCGAUGGCACCAAGCCUGUCUGCACCGCUUGUCAGAAACGAGGGUCGACGGCGUGUGUCUACCAAGUUAUCUCUAGCACGGCCAAAUAUCAAAGCGAACGAGCCUAUACACAAUCCCUACAGAGUUAUGUACAAAACAUCGAACGGCAAGCGCAGAUGUCGGAUGAUACCCGGCCGGUAGGAACAAUCCCAGAUGUCCAGACGCCUGAAGCAAGUGAGGCUAUAUUAUCUCAGAACGCACCUGCAGAUACAGUCAGCCCUAUCAAUGCGAUGGGCACAGCGAUACCCAUGAUGGACCAUGUGUCCAGUACAGCUGAUCAAUUCUACGGACAAUCAUCGGUGGUAUCGCUGAUCCAGCAGGUGGUACCCACUCGAAAGACUGCUAGACAUAGUUCCGGGUCUAUACUGGCAACUCCGAAAGAGAACUCAUCGCUGCUUGAUGAGACCUUCUCGCUUCCGCCUCGUCGAGCGGCGGACUGGUUAUUGGAUAUCUACUUCCAUAACGUGCAUGUAUUUUAUCCAUGGGUUCAUACCCAUAGCUUCAUGAAGGCGUACGAGAGCCUAUGGACAAAUCAAGACACGUCGACAAACAAUAUACCAGACAUCGGUCUAGGAGGGAGUAACUGCCCUUCCUCGGUCUUCUCAUGCGCACUGAAUGCCAUAUUCGCGCUGGCCUGUGAAUUCUCUAAUUUAGACUUUACCGAAAAGACAAGACUAUCUGCGUUAUUCUAUGACCGCAUAAAGGGUCUACUACAUAUUGAUCUGCUGGAUAGUGGCAGUCUGUGUCAUGUACAAGCUUUAUUGCUUGUCGCGCAGUAUCUCCAAUGCACACAGUAUCCCACACGAUGCUGGAAUAUCGUCGGAUUGGCAUAUCGCAUGUCCCUUGGACUGGGAUUACAUUCGAUGGGUAAUGCCCAGGAAAUGAGUGCCAUUGAAACACAGAUACGACGACGUGUCUGGCAUGGUUGCAUUCAAAUGGACAUCACUGUCAGUAUGACAAUGGGGCGGCCGCCAACGGCACCGAGAUACAAUGUUCCCUUGCCAGAUACCAUCGAUGAUGAAUUUCUGAUAGUUGGAAUGAACGACUGUCGCCAACCAGAGGAGAUAUUCUCACAAACCACAUCCUAUUUGGAGAAUCUCAAACUGAUAGACAUCCUUGGAAAGAUAUUACUCAAUGUAUAUCAUGGAGACAAGUCGGACAGGGGCUCCAACGGGUCAGUCAGAGAUCUAGAGGCCAUUCUACAGCUAGACUCGGAAUUAGCGAGUUUCGAAAAGGCCCUUCAUCCUAAUCUAGACUGGAACAACAGGGAUCAUAUCGAGAGUAAACUUCUUUUCAAAAGACAGUCGAACGUCCUUCAGGCCAGAUUCCUCCAUUUGAAGCUACUGUUAUAUCGCCCCACCUUCAGUCUUUUCUGUUCCCGCGAUAAAACUGAAACAACAUCAGAUCUACCAAGGAUCCAUCAGAAGAAUUGCGCCGUUUUAUGUGUUCAGGCAGCGUGUAAUCUGAUUGAAUCAUUGGAAAGGGCAACAGCUGUCGAUUCUACCGGUGUCUGGUGGUAUGGUGUUUUCUACCUCGUCACAGCAGGAAUCAUCCUCGUUCUGGCAGAUUCAGACGAGUCCUUGAUUGCUUCUUUUUCCAAGGAACAGCUUGAGACCGCGUGGGGUAACUGUCUCCAAGCACUGUUCCGAAUGGCACAAGGUCAUUCUUCUGCAAGGGAUUAUGCCAUUGCUUUGGGCGCAUUGAAGCAGCGAGCUGGAUCGCAACGUAUCAAUGCCAGCCAGAGCCGGGCUCCUUCACGGGCCCGAUCACAGCAAGGGAUAGAUGACCAAGUAUCUGAGACAACCAACCCACCAGAUCUCGUAGAUGAAAAUGACCUGAGGAUUGCCAAUAUCGAAACAGAUGGCUCUCCUCAUGAUAUCUUCAGUCCACUGCUUCAGAACUGGGAAACAGGUAUAGAGGAUAUCAUGUUGCCGGCGCAUCUUCUACAGGAUAUAGAUGAAGGGUUCUCUUUGCCUCAUCUCUUCUGAGUCGGAAAUAUCAAAUAGCUAUCAAAU